This is a messenger RNA of Phyllopteryx taeniolatus (common seadragon), 2818 nucleotides long. It is a transcript of the gene lhfpl5b, whose product is annotated as LHFPL tetraspan subfamily member 5b. Gene Ontology annotation, cellular component: plasma membrane. Gene Ontology annotation, biological process: sensory perception of sound; detection of mechanical stimulus involved in sensory perception. NCBI's taxonomy places the organism in Eukaryota, Metazoa, Chordata, Actinopteri, Syngnathiformes, Syngnathidae. The coding region runs from base 1 to 780 and encodes 259 amino acids. The record is from RefSeq and is a predicted model, not a curated record. The transcript has 2 exons.
AUGGACCUGCUCCCGGCCCAGGAGGCGUCGCGCAUCUACCACACCAACUAUGUGAGGAAUUCCCGGGCCAUUGGCGUCCUCUGGGCCGUGUUCACCGUGUGUCUGGCCAUCAUCGCGGUGGUGGUGUUCAUCCAACCCUUCUGGAUCGGCGACAGCGUCGACACACCGCAGGCGGGCUACUUCGGCCUUUUCCACUACUGCAUCGGCAACGCGCUCAACUCGGAGCUCACCUGCAAGGGCAGCUUGCUGGAUUUUGGCUCCAUCCCAUCACCGGCCUUCCGUGCCGCCAUGUUCUUCGUGGCCACGUCCAUGAUGCUGGUGGUGGGCACCACGGUCUGCUUCAGCCUCUUCUUCUUCUGCAACGCCGGCAGCGUCUACAAGAUUUGCGCCUGGAUGCAGCUGGCCUCUGCCAUUUUGAUGGUGAUGGGCUGCAUGAUUUAUCCCGACGGCUGGGACGCCCCCGAGGUGAAGAGGAUGUGCGGCCAGGGGACGGACAAGUACAGCUUGGGGAACUGCACGGUGCGCUGGGCUUACAUCUUGGCCAUCAUCAGCAUUCUGGACGCUCUCCUGCUGGCAUUUCUCUCCUUUACGUUGGGCAACCGGCAGGACAAACUGCUGCCGGAAGACUUUGAGCUGGAGGGCGCAGGUAGGCAUGCGUGUCUCAACAGAGGAGGGGCACAUUGGAAGGGGCCAAGAGACCCUUUUCACUGUUCAGUUGCUAAUCAACUUCCAGAAUGCACCGCAAUGUUUUUAAACACCAACUCAGUCAUGCAGAAUUGAAUCACCAGGCUGUCCAGUUACACUUAUGUGCAGAUCUCUGCGUAUGGCAUGCAACCAAAAACAAAUAUCCCUACGUUGCUGAUACACUGAUUCCAAUUUUUUUUUUAUAAUUGUCUCUAUAACAGAAUUAUGCAGAUUUUCAUGCCCCACAGCCACAUCAAGCAAAAAAAAUUACGUUAAAACGUGUGCACAGCAAAGGAUUUGCAACCACAUAUCAAUAAGUUAAAGUUUAUGUUUCAGUUUAAUUUAUGUUCAUUUGUCCCAUUACUUUUGGUCCCUUAAAAGGUGGGAGGCAUAUCUACAAACUGUUGUAAUUCCUACACAGUUCACCUGAUAUGGAAGUAAAUAGUCUCAAAUUAAAGCUGAACGUCUGAAGUUAAAUCACAUCUUGUUUGUUUCCUUUCAAAUCCACUGUGGUGGUGUUUCGAGAAAAAAAGAUAUAUUGAAGAUAUAAGAAUAUUUAUGGACCUGAGUGUAUAUCUAUCCAUUCUCUUCGUCUUAUCCAGAGUCAGGUCGCGGGGACAACAGCUUUAGCAGGGAAGCCCUCUCCACAGCCACUUUGUCCAGCUCUUCCGGGGGAAUCCUGAGGCGUUCCCAGGUCAGUCGGGAGACAGUCUCUCCAGCGUGUCCUGGGUCCUUCCCAGGGUCUCAUCCCUGGGGUUUCCUCCCAGUGGAACAUGCCUGCAACACCUCACCGGGGAGGCAUCUAGGAGGCAUCCUAACCAGAUGUCCGAGCCACCUCAUCUGGUUCCUGUCAAUGUGGAGGAGCAAUGGCUAGACUCUGAGCCCCUCUCGGAUGACCAAGCUUCUCACCCGGUCUCUAAGGGAGAGCCCGGACACCGUGUGGAGGAAACUUUAGGCCACUUGUAUCCGCGAUCUUGUUCUUUUGGUCACAACCCACAGCUCGUGACCAUAGGUGAGGGUGGGAACAUAGAUUGCUUGGUACAUUGGGAACUUAAAGAGUCUGCAUCAUUGCAGACACUGCACCAAGAUGCCUGUUGAUCUCCUGAGCCACUCUUCCCUCACUCAUGAACAAGACCCCAAAAUACUUGAAUUCCUUCACUUCGGGCAGAAUAUUAUCCUCGACCCAGAGAAAGUACUCAACCCUUUCCCGACUAAGGACCAUGGCCUCUGAUUUGGAUGUGCUGAUUCUCAUCCCAACGGCUUCACACUUGGCUGUGUACCGCGUCAGUGAGAGUUGGAGAUUGCGGCUUGAUGGAGCCAACAGAACCGCAUCAUCUGCAAAAAGCAGAGAUGCAAUGCUGAGGCCACCAAACUGGAACCCUUUAACGCUUUGGCUGUACCGAGAAAUUAUGUCCAUGAAGGGUAUGAAGACAAUCAGGAGUAGCCUUGGUGGUCUUACCCUAACUGGAAACGAAAAUAACUUACUGCUGGCAUUGCGGACGAGAUUCUGACAACGGUCGUACAGGGAACGAACAGCUCGUAUUAGGAGUCCAGUACCUCAUACUCCCUUCUUAAAAAGGGGGACCACCACCCCAGUCUGCCAAUCCAGAGGCACUGUGUCGAUGUCCACGCAUUGUUGCAGAGGUGUGUCAACCAGUACAGCCCCACAACAUCCAGAGCCUUCAGGAACUCAGAGCGAAUCUCAUCCACCCUCGGGGCCCGUCCACCAAGUUUUUAACCACCUGGGUGACUUCAACCCCAAAGAUAGGAAAGCCCAACUCAGAGUCCCGAGACUCUGCUUCCUAAUAGGAAGGCGCCUCAGUGGAAUUGAGGUCUUAGAAGUAUUAGACCCACUGACUCACAACAUCCAGCGAUGAGGUCAGCAGUGACCCAUCUCCACUAUACACAGUUUUAAUGGUGCACUCCUUCCCCGUCCUGAGAUGCCAGAUGGUGGACCAAAAUUUCCUUGAAGCUGUCCGAAAGUCGUUCUCCAGGACCUCACUGAACUCCUCCCGUGCCUGAGUUUUUGCCUCACCGACCACCAAAGCUUCAUUCUGCUUGGCCUGCUGGUACCCAUCAGCUGCCUGCAGAGAAAAAAAAUCACUAAAAAAAUGCUGAGACAAUGAUUGAAUUU